This is a messenger RNA of Punica granatum (pomegranate), 4678 nucleotides long. NCBI's taxonomy places the organism in Eukaryota, Viridiplantae, Streptophyta, Magnoliopsida, Myrtales, Lythraceae. The record is from RefSeq and is a predicted model, not a curated record.
AUGGCAGCUGCGAAGAAACUCCCCCUGCAGAACAGCAACACCGUCAACAUUGCCCCUGCUGUCCCCCGUGCUCCCCAUAAGACCAUCGAGGAGACCUACCAGAAGAAAUCUCAGCUCGAGCACAUCCUCCUCCGUCCUGACACCUACAUCGGCUCCAUCGAGAAGCACACCCAAACCAUGUGGGUCUACGAGAACGAAGAGAUGGUCCACCGCCCCGUCACCUACGUCCCUGGUCUCUACAAGAUCUUCGACGAGAUCCUCGUCAAUGCCGCCGACAACAAGCAGCGGGACCCCAGGAUGGACUCCGUUAAGGUCACCAUCGACGUGGAGCACAACCUGAUCAGCGUGUACAACAACGGGGAUGGGGUUCCCGUCGAGAUCCACCAGGAGGAGCAGGUUUAUGUGCCUGAGCUCAUCUUCGGCCACCUCCUUACGAGCAGUAACUACGAUGAUUCCGUCAAGAAGACCACCGGGGGAAGGAAUGGUUAUGGGGCCAAGCUGACCAACAUCUUCUCCACGGAGUUUGUGAUCGAGACUGCCGACGGGAAGCGGCAGAGGAAGUAUAAGCAGGUUUUCUCGAACAAUAUGGGUAAAAGAAAUGAACCCACCAUAGUCAAGUGCAAGGAGGGUGACAACUGGACCAAAGUCUCAUUCAAGCCCGAUUUAUCAAAGUUUAACAUGACCCAUCUCGAGGAUGAUGUGGUCGCCUUGAUGAAGAAGCGCGUGGUUGACCUGGCUGGUUGUCUUGGAAAGACAGUGAAGGUCGAAUUGAAUGGAAAGCGGGUUCCCGUCAAGACCUUUGGUGAAUAUGUAGGUCUUUACCUUGCUUCUGCCUCGAAGAAUCGCCCUGAAUCCUCGCUCCCAAGGAUCGAAGAGGCUGUAAAUGACAGAUGGGAAGUCUGUGUAAGUCUUAGUGAGGGGCAGUUUCAACAGGUUAGCUUUGUCAACUCAAUCGCCACAAUCAAGGGUGGAACCCAUGUGGAUUAUGUUACCAAUCAGAUCGCGAACCAUGUUAUGAGUGUUGUAAAUAAGAAGAACAAGAAUGCUAACCUUAAAGCUCACAAUGUCAAGAAUCACCUGUGGGUUUUUGUCAAUGCUCUAAUUGACAAUCCAGCUUUUGACUCCCAAACCAAGGAGACUUUGACACUUCGUCAGAGCAGUUUCGGGUCUAAGUGUGAGCUUUCAGAUAAAUUUCUUCAGAAAGUCGCCAAGUCUGGAAUUGUUGAGACCCUCCUCUCAUGGGCCACUUUCAAGCUGAGCAAAGAUCUUAAGAAAACAGAUGGGUCGAAGAAAGAGAACCUUCGUGGAAUCCCCAAACUUGAGGAUGCUAAUGAUGCUGGUGGAAGGAAUUCUGACAAAUGCACCUUAAUUUUGACUGAAGGAGACUCAGCUAAGGCCCUUGCAAUGGCUGGGCUCUCUGUUGUUGGCCGGGACCAUUAUGGUGUAUUUCCAUUAAGGGGCAAAUUGCUGAAUGUAAGGGAAGCCAGUCACAGCCAAAUCAUGGACAACAAAGAAAUCCAGCAUAUCAAACAGAUCCUCGGACUGCAGCAAAACAAGGACUAUGACAGUGUCAAGUCACUGAGAUAUGGGCAUUUGAUGAUUAUGACAGAUCAGGAUCAUGAUGGUUCCCAUAUCAAAGGAUUGCUGAUUAAUUUUAUCCAUUCAUUCUGGCCAUCAUUGCUGAAGGUUCCUUCAUUCAUGGUCGAGUUUAUUACUCCAAUUGUGAAGGCUACUCAUAAAAAUGGGAGAGAGUUGUGCUUUUAUACCAUGCCAGAGUAUGAGUCAUGGAAGGAAAGUUUGAGCGGUAAUGCAAGCGGGUGGUCUAUCAAGUACUAUAAGGGGUUGGGAACAAGCACAUCAAAGGAGGGGAAGCAGUACUUCCAAGCUCUUAACAAGCACAAGAAAGAUUUUAUUUGGGCUGAUGAGAAAGACGGAGAAGCAAUUGAACUCGCAUUCAGUAAAAAGAAGAUUGAGGCAAGAAAGAAUUGGCUUCGCCAAUUCGAGCCUGGCACCUUCCUUGAUCAGAAGGAGAAGCUCAUAAAAUACAGUGACUUUGUUAACAAGGAGCUUAUACUCUUUUCCAUGGCUGACCUUCAAAGGUCAAUUCCUUCUAUGCUUGAUGGCCUAAAGCCAGGACAGAGGAAGAUCCUCUUCUGCUCUUUCAAGAGGAACUUUGUCAAGGAAGCCAAAGUUGCUCAGUUUUCUGGGUACGUAUCCGAGCACUCAGCCUACCAUCAUGGUGAGCAGAGUCUUGCUGGUACCAUCAUAGGCAUGGCUCAAGAUUUUGUUGGAAGCAACAAUAUUAACCUUCUUGUACCAAGUGGGCAGUUCGGCACUCGCAAUAUGGGAGGAAAGGAUCAUGCGAGCCCUAGGUACAUUUAUACUAGGCUUUCGCCCAUUACACGGUUCUUGUUCCCAAAGGAUGACGACAACCUUCUUGACUACUUGAAUGAAGAUGGUGUAUCUAUCGAACCCACUUGGUUCGUGCCUAUUAUACCCACAGUCCUUGUCAAUGGUAGCGAAGGGAUUGGAACUGGGUGGAGUUCGUACAUUCCGAACUAUAACCCAAGAGACAUCAUAAACAAUGUCAGGCGUUUGCUGAAUGGAGAAAUGAUGGAGCCUAUGGAUCCUUGGUACAGAGGAUUCAAAGGAACAAUAGAGAAAACUGCCACAAAAGAAGCUGGAGAUAGCUACACUGUCCAUGGGAUCAUGGAAGAAAUCAAUGAAACCACCUUGAGGAUCACAGAGCUGCCAAUUCGUAGAUGGACCCAGGAUUAUAGAGAAUUUCUGGAGUCUUUGGUAGUUGGCGAUAAAGAUAAAAACAAGGAGCCAUUCAUAAAGGAAUUUAAGCAAUAUAGUGACGACAUAUCUGUGCAUUUUGAAGUUGCCCUGUCCGAGGAGAACAUGAUUAUAGCAAAGCAGGAGGGUUUGAUGAAGAAGUUUAAACUGACUUCAACAAUUAGCACAAGUAACAUGCAUCUGUUUGAUGCAAAAGGCAUCAUUAAGAAAUAUGACACUCCAGAACAGAUUCUCGAAGAAUUCUUUCCCUUGAGGCUUGGAUUUUAUGAGAAAAGAAAGAAAUUUCUGCUGGACAAUCUUGAAAUGGAAUUGUUGAAGUUGGACAACAAGGUCAGGUUCAUACUAGGGGUUGUGAAUGGAGAGAUCAUUGUGAACAACAGAAAAAGGGCAGAGUUGUUCAUAGAGCUGCAGGAAAAGGGUUUCACUCCUUUCCCAAAGAAAACCAAAAGUAUUGAAGCAGCAAUAGCUGGGGCAUCUGAGGAUUCCGAAGAAACAGAAGAUAACUCCGAGAGCACCGGCUCCAAAGAAGUAAAGGCGAGUGAUUAUGAGUACUUACUCUCCAUGGCUAUUGGAUCUUUGACACGUGAGAAGGUUCAGGAACUUUGUGCCGAGAGGGAUAAGCUGUUGGAUGAAGUUGAAGGUUUGAAAAGUUCAACUCCAAUGGACCUGUGGUUGAAGGAUCUCGAGGAUCUCGAGCGCGAAUUGGAUGAACUAGACAAAAACGAUGCUGAAGCUGAUGCAGCUAGAAAGGUGUCCCAGGCCAGAGCUACAAGUGCAGCUGGUGCCAAGGGUUCUAGACAAGCACCGAAAAACCCUCGUAAAAAUACUAAGAAGGCCACCAAUCUAGAAGCUGUUGGAGAAAAUUCGGAAAUGCCAUCAACCAACAGCUCCUCAGUGGUAACAGAUAAUGCUGCUCCUGUUGCGAAACCAAAAGGCCGAGGAGGUGCAAAGAAGGCUCCUGCUGCUACGAAGCAAAAUAGAAGUGCCGCAGUCUUGGAAGAUGAAGACGACGAUGAGGAACUGCUGGAUCUGAAGGAACGGCUUGCUAGAUAUAACCUCGAUUCUUCCCCCGAGAACUCAGCUGCUACGGAAAAUGAAGGGCCUCAGGUACCAGCAACGAAAAAAGAACCAACCAAAAGAGCUGCCGCAGCGAAGAAGACAGUGAUAACUCUCCUGGAGAGUUCUGACGAAGAGAGCGGGAAGGACAAAGCGGGUGAUGAGGACUUGGAUAUAGAGGUAGAGCCCCCCAAGGGAAAGAAGGGAGGGAAGAAACCAUCUGCAGCAGCAACAAGAAAGAGGGGUCCAGCGAAUAAGACAAUAGCGGCAGGACAGAAACUCUUGACUGAUAUGUUGAAGCCUUCAGAAAACUCCGAUAUUUCACCGGAGAAGAAAGUGAGGAGGAUGAGAGCCUCUCCUUUCAAUAGGAAGAGUAGCAUCCCUACCAUAAGUGAGGAGAGCUUGGGUUCAAAUGAGAGAGAUGAAGAGGCUCCGGUUUUACCAUCAAGAGCAAGGCCGCAGAGAGCGAAUCGCCAGCAGAAGAAAUAUGUGGUGAGCGACUCCGAUACUGAGGAGGAUGUUGCUGACGAUGAUUCCGACUUCAGUGAAGAUGAAACUUCUGAAUGAGUCCCUUCUUCUCGACUUAGCUUGUAAACUUGAUAGGCUUUCUCAGUCAUGAGUAGAAACUCCUCAAAACCUCCCAUUCCAAUAGUAGCCAUGAUAUUGUCUGUCGUGCUGUGUCUAGUUCUGAUCUUCUGAACAUCCGAAUCAACGAACUGCAGUCGGUCUGAAUUUGAGAGAUAAUGACAGUGAUUUUAACUGGUGUUUGCACAAUUAUCCGAAAUUACCGGUGGUUCAGAUUGAGCACCCACCAGAUGUAUCA